GCGCUCAUUACGAAAGAGAGCCCGCAACCCGAGGAACAGCUGUUCGAUCGAGUAGUGCGUGCGUGCGAAAGAGAGGCGGCGAGAGUGAGUGAGUGAGAGGAAGUGUAAAAUGCUGACUGCCGAAUGCCGGCGGCCUUAGAAUUCUCGACACUUUUCAACGAAUUUACAAAAUCCCAGUGAAAAUACAAACAGAGAGCUGAAUAGAAUGCAGGAGCAGGAGAUGGAGGUGGACACUACGGAGUUGGCGGAGGCGGCCAACUUGCUGCAGCUCGUCAAGCAGCUGCUGCUGGAGAAGGCCUACGACGGCGUGCGAACGCUGUUCCAAAGCGCCCAGGAGGCGGCGCGGAACACCCGGCUGCUGGGCCACAUAGCCAUGGAUCUGUACCACGACGUGUGCUCGGUGAACCUCACCGACGAGGUCCACUCGCAGGAGCCGGGGCUCUUCGACUGCUCCGACGAGCUGCUCAAGCUCCUGGCCCAGUUUGCCCCCGUCCAGGAGCUCAUGCUGGAGCUGAUGGAGCGCCUGGAGGAGAGCAGCAGCAUCAAUGUGUUCGGCGCCCACCUGCGGGCCCUCCAGGUGGUCCUGCAGCGCCAGGGACGCGACAAGCCGCAGGCCGUGGAGUGGAGCCUGCAGAGCGUCUUCACCCGGCUGCGCGAGCUGCCCCUGCCGCAGUACCUCUCCGAGGGCUACGACGAGGCCCAGGCGCGCCUCAUCGAGCAGAACGAGCAGGUGGAGGACCUGCUGGCCCACUACAUCACCGUGGGCCUCUUUCGCCAGCCGCUCUGCGCGGAAAUCGUGCAGCAGGAUGUGCGAACGGCCGGCCAAAUCUUCAGGGACUGCGGUCUGAACCGGCGCAACGUCUUCGCUUGCUUCUUCAUCCAGCUGCUGGGUCGCCCCCUGGCCCUGCUGGAGAUGAGCCACGUCAAGGAGGACCUCACGCGCACCUAUGUGCAGCAGGUGACGGAUGGCCUGAGCCGGGAUGCCAGCCAGUGCCUGGGCGAUCCCUUCUAUCUGCUCAGCCUCGUGGAGCAGCGUGCCCGGUGGCUGCGCAAACUGGAUGCCGCCAAGGGCGUCUACGAGAUGAGCUGCCGCAAUGUGUUCCUAAUCGAGGAGAAGCUGCCGCUGCACGCCGUAGCCAUGUACUAUCACUCGCUCUUCGUGGGCAACCAACUGCCCGCCAACGCGCCCAGGAUAUAUGCACCUCUGUUCCUCUUCGAAACGAUUGCCUAUCUGGCGGAAGUGCUGCUCAGGCAGGCGGAGCCACCACUGCAGUAUUGCGGCCUCCGCCUGGUGGAGCAUCUUCUGGGCACCCUUAUUGAACCAGUGCCCGCCAGUUCCCUCCAGCUGGACGUGCACAAGCGCUUCUGCGAGGCCCUCUGCAAGAUUGUGGGCUACUCGCCGCAAGUGGCGCUUCGCCAGCUGGGACUCCACGUACUGCGGCAGUACAUACUGCGCUUCGACGACCAGGGAAAGUACCUCAUCCUCAAGAAUCUGCUGGAGACGCUGCAGCACGACGGUCUGAUGGGCUACCUGGGCGGAAUGUACAAAGAUCUGGUGGAUAAGGCGCUGAAGGAAUCGGGACCAUUGCCAGAAGUCUACAGCGGAAAGCUGUUCCGCGAGAUGUUGCUGCUGUGCGUGUGCGUGCUGCCCCAUGACGUGAAGUCCGAUCUUCUCCUGCACUCCGAUCGCCUGUGCCAUGCCCUCAAUAUUCUGCGUUACUUUGCGGCGAGGGACAAGACGGAUGUGACCGGCUUCUGGCAAGCUCUGCCGGAUAUUGUGAGGAGAUUGCUGGAUCCCCUGGGCAAGGCGCUCAACUUUUCGAUGGCCCACUACAAGGCGUACAAGGAGCGCGUGGAAAGGGGCCAGAGCGCCUCGGACGACGAGCUGAUGCAGCGCCAGCUGAACAUGCUGGCCGUGAACAUAACCAACAGCGGAAUGGCCGGCGGCGACGCGGACAGCCGCUUGCCGGAUAUUGGACGCCAGGAGAAGCUCGAUGUGCUGGCCAGCUCGAUUACCAGUCUGGAAAACCUGCAAUCGUUGUAUCUGCGCGCCAGCGAGGUCCUGGAACUGUCUGCCCGCCUUCGACGGAACGCCGCUUCAGCGGAUGCUUAGCUUGUAGUUUGUCCAUAAUGAAAGCGAAAUGAUAGCGUAAACUUUGUGUGUAAACAGAAACGAAAACGAAAUCGAAACCUAA
Messenger RNA from Drosophila takahashii, 2195 nucleotides. RefSeq names its product glomulin. NCBI's taxonomy places the organism in Eukaryota, Metazoa, Arthropoda, Insecta, Diptera, Drosophilidae. The record is from RefSeq and is a predicted model, not a curated record. Gene Ontology annotation, molecular function: ubiquitin-protein transferase inhibitor activity. Gene Ontology annotation, cellular component: cytoplasm.